UUCUAAACAAAAAACACAAGCAAGAAUUUUACAACAUGUCAAUAUUAUUUACGUUCUCUCUAACACGGUUUGAGUCACUACUGAAUACACUUAUAAAACCACCAGACUAUUUUUUACAACAUAUAAAAGUUGCAAUUAAUUUAAAUAUCCUGUCAAACGAAAUAUAGUUUACUUAAUUUUUUUUUUUUAUUUCACAAUUCAUCUCCGAGAUACCGGGUUCGAUUCCCGGUCAGGUGAAAGUAUGAACUUUUCUAUAUUGUCUCGGGUCUUGGUGUUGUGGUACCUUCGGUGUCUUAGCUAGUCCACGAGUAGCUAACUACUCGUCUCGGAAUCCGUAUAUAGCCAUAUAUCCAAAACAAUUAAUAUCCUUAUUAAAAAGACAUAAACGCAUUAUCGAAAUGUAAACACAAGCCAGUUGCUAACAAUCUGCAAAUUUCAUUCGUACUAAUCUAAAACAGCCCUGUCAAUUGUCUAAUGAGUCGUGUUUGUAUCUGUGACGUCAUUAUGCUUAGUUAACGAGUGUCGCCGAAGUAUAAAUGUCCCAUAGUAAUGCAGGAGACUUCAGAUCCCAGCGAAGGAUCCUGCAGCUAAAACAAAUAAUGAAGGAUAUAAUUCUGAUUAGUCUGGUAGCGAUCGUCGCUGUAGCGUGGGCACGACCUGGUUCUACAUACACAGACAAAUGGGACCAUAUAAAUGUCGAUGAAAUCCUAGAAUCCAAACGACUCCUAAGAGGUUACGUUGACUGCCUACUCGAUAAAAGUCGAUGCACUCCAGAUGGAAAAGAAUUGAAAGAAACACUCCCUGAUGCUUUAGAACACGAAUGUUCGAAAUGUACAGAGAAACAGAAGACUGCCUCGGAUAAAGUGAUUCGACACUUGGUAAAUAAACAUCCAGAUUACUGGAAGGAACUAUCGGCCAAAUAUGAUCCUAAUAACAUCUACCAGGAGAGAUACAAGGACAAGCUAGAUGAAGUCAAGGGGAAAGAAUAAAAUUUGUUUUAAGCAAAACCAUAAUGUAAUGCACUGUUUAAUUUGAUACGAAAUUGUGAUAUUGCAAAUUGGACAUUAAAAGUCUGCAAUCCAGUGAAAAAUAUCUACGAAUUUAGGUACGCAUGGUACUUAUAAAUGACCUUUUUGACGAAUAAACUGAAGCCAAAAUGUUU
Diatraea saccharalis (sugarcane borer) is the source of this 1162-nucleotide messenger RNA. NCBI's taxonomy places the organism in Eukaryota, Metazoa, Arthropoda, Insecta, Lepidoptera, Crambidae. The record is from the annotation of a GenBank genome assembly.